AUGGCCAAAGCCUGGCGGAGGAGCGUGGCCCAUGACCAUCGGCACAUGGAUCUGGCCCAGACGAGCCUGGCCUCUCGUGUUUGCAAUGGAGAUGGCAAGCUGAUUCUGUCCACAGACCAGGCCUCUCUGCUCACACAGAUCAAUGCCUUUGUGGGACUUGGCCAUGAGGACUUUGAGCUGCCCUGGCUGCAGCCGGGGAUUCUUCUCUGCAUGCUCUGCAUCCUCCUUUGGUGCCUUUACCUCUGCAACGAGCUGCGUGCCGUGUUCUUCUCCCUGGAGGCGGUGUCCUUCUUGCCGCGGGGCUCGCGCACGAUCUUGAAGCAGGGACGCUUCAUCCAGAUGUCCUACCCCCGUUGGCUCGCCUAUUGCCUCAUGCGCCUGGCGCGGCUCUCCAUCGCGGUGGCCUUGCUCUAUGCUGGAGUCCUAUGGCUUGCAGGGACCACCUCGAUCACCGAUUUGAUCCUGAAUGCUGUGGCACUGUCUGCAACUCUUCAGGUGGACGAGAUGAUUUUUGCGGCCUUGAUGCCCAAGAAGAUCCAGAUCAACAUCCAGGACCUAGAAGCCAUCAAGGUGAAGUACAGCAACGCUCGGAGCCAGUUCGAGUCGGUGGUCUUGCUGCUCUUGAUCACCGGGUUGAUGCUUUGUCCGUAUUUCAGCCUGGUGGCGCCCUUGGCACAAGACAUGUUGGAAGUGAAGCGCCAGUACUGCGCAGGGAACCAGGAUUUCGUGGUGGGCGGCAACAACAUGCAGAAGAUCACCGUUGGCUUCAAGACCAAGCCCUUCAACAUCAGCGAGGAGAAUUCCUUGAGCCAGUUCGCCGUCGAAGAUUGGAUCUGGCGCCAAGAUGAGACCGUGUCGAACUACAUCCUUUUCAAGAAGGAAUUGGGCGAAUUCGAUCAGCAGCUCUCGAUGCCCUUGUCGACCUUGGCUUCCUUCGAAAACACCUGCGAGGAUUGGGACGCGACGUUCCUGAAGGGAGGCACCACCGAAAGCUGGCAGGAGCAGUACCGCACUCACUGGUUCUCGACCGCCUUCUCACUGAACAUGGACCUCGACUCCAAUUGCUCAGAGAUGCGGCAGCACUGCGACCGCGAGGAUGCAGGGCUUUUGCGCUAUACUUGUGGCCACACCUGUGGCUGCGCCUAUCCAUAUGGAAAUCCUUGGUUUCGAGUCACCGACAGUGGCUGCUCCGACGCCUGUAAAGAUGCCGCGGAGGACUACGCUGCCACCCAGAUUUGCGAGGACCAAAACGUGACCUCUCAGCCGCUUCAGGAUGUUUGGAUGACCUUCUGGUGGUACUACUUGUUCAUGAUUACUUACGGCGUUGGGCUUGCUCAUCCAAAUGACUUAGCCAACAACAACCAGUAUGCGGAUCUCUACUGGCGCUCCUUGAACAUGACGGAGCUCGGUUGUGCAGGAUUCUUGAGAGUUGGCUGGGGCGAGGAUCCGUUUCUUCAAUCCGCCUUCUGCGAAGGCAGUUAUGUCUACCGUCCCUUAGCCCUGCUUUGCCCCGUCAGCUGUGGCUGUACCGUUUCGGACCCGAUGCCCUCGUACUGCCCCCGGAGCUGCAAGGGCUGCGCUGAUGGGGAGGAGUUCCCGCCGCAGGGGCAGGUCACCAACUGUGCGCAAGCGGCAGCUGUCGGACUGUGCGAAGCUUAUCCCGCGGAGGCCUUGCAACUGUGUGCGGAGACCUGCGACUUAUGCCACUUGUUGCCGGGCGGCGCACGGCGCCUGGACUCGUCGCGGAUUGCGGCGGUGCUGCAGGAGCUGGACGCGAGGGCGAGGGGCGGCGUCUGA
Messenger RNA from Durusdinium trenchii, 1797 nucleotides. NCBI's taxonomy places the organism in Eukaryota, Dinophyceae, Suessiales, Symbiodiniaceae. The record is from the annotation of a GenBank genome assembly.